GAGGGGGUGUCCCCGCUCACUUCUCUCUUGGCGACUCCUCGAGUCCGGCCCGAGUGUCCGGUCGCUCCUGGGUGAGUGCCCCGUGCGGGUCAGAGAAGCAGCCCAAGGGCCGGAGGGUAUCCAGCCUGGCCCGUGCUGCCCGCGGGGUGGAGUGCUUGGAAAAGGAGACAGAGUGACAGACCUGGAGACUGAAGUCCUCUAUCCCUCAAACAGCUCUUUCAUCAUGCCUGGGUCCCUCCCUUUGAAUGCAGAAGCCUGCUGGCCAAAAGAUGUGGGAAUUGUUGCCCUAGAGAUCUAUUUUCCUUCUCAAUAUGUCGAUCAAGUAGAGUUGGAAAAGUAUGAUGGUGUUGAUGCUGGAAAGUAUACCAUUGGUUUGGGUCAGGCCAAAAUGGGUUUCUGUACAGAUAGAGAAGAUAUCAACUCGCUGUGCUUGACCGUGGUACAGAAGCUUAUGGAGAGAAACAGUCUUUCCUAUGAUUGCAUUGGAAGGCUAGAAGUUGGAACAGAGACAAUCAUCGAUAAGUCCAAGUCGGUGAAGACAAAUUUAAUGCAGCUAUUUGAAGAAUCGGGGAAUACAGACAUAGAAGGGAUCGAUACAACCAACGCAUGCUAUGGAGGCACUGCUGCAGUCUUCAAUGCUGUUAACUGGGUUGAAUCUAGUUCCUGGGAUGGACGUUAUGCUCUGGUAGUUGCUGGAGAUAUUGCUGUGUAUGCCACAGGAAAUGCUAGACCAACAGGUGGAGCUGGAGCUGUGGCCAUGUUAAUUGGCCCAAAUGCACCUUUAAUUUUAGAGCGAGGACUUCGUGGGACACACAUGCAACAUGCCUAUGACUUUUACAAACCUGAUAUGCUAUCUGAAUAUCCCGUAGUUGAUGGUAAACUGUCUAUCCAGUGCUACCUUAGUGCAUUAGAUCGCUGCUAUGCUGUCUACCGAAAUAAGAUUCGUGCCAAAUGGCAGAAAGAAGGAAAUGAUAGAGAUUUUACCUUGAAUGACUUUGGCUUCAUGAUUUUUCAUUCACCAUACUGUAAACUGGUUCAGAAGUCUCUAGCUCGGUUGUUGCUGAAUGACUUCCUCAGUGACCAGAACAGAGACAAAAGUGGCAUGUACAGUGGCCUAGAAGCCUUUGGGGAUGUUAAACUUGAAGAUACCUACUUUGAUAGAGAUGUGGAAAAGGCAUUUAUGAAGGCCAGUGCUGAUCUCUUUAAUCAGAAAACCAAAGCAUCUUUGCUUGUAUCCAAUCAGAAUGGAAACAUGUAUACACCUUCAGUUUAUGGCUCCCUUGCCUCUGUCCUAGCACAGUUCACACCUCAGCAGUUGGCAGGGCAAAGGAUUGGAGUCUUUUCCUAUGGAUCUGGUUUUGCGGCUACGUUAUACUCUCUCAAAGUUACACAAGAUGCCACUCCAGGAUCUGCCCUGGAUAAACUAACAACGAGCUUAUGUGACCUGAAAACAAGGCUUGACUCAAGAACCUGUGUUGCUCCAGAUGUCUUUGCUGAAAACAUGAAGCUCCGAGAAGAAACUCAUCACUUGGUCAACUACAUUCCCCAAGGUUCGGUGGAUGCUCUUUUUGAAGGAACUUGGUACUUAGUUAGAGUGGACGAAAAGCACCGAAGGACUUAUGCUCGUCGUCCCUGUCUAAAUGAUGGCACUCUGGAUGCAGGGGCUGGGCUUGUACAUUCAAGCACAGCAGCUGAGCAUAUUCCUAGCCCUGCUAAGAAGGUGCCAAGGCUUCCCGCAACAACAGCAGAACCUGAAGCAGCUACCAUUAGUAAUGGAGAGCACUGAAUUACCUCUGUGAGGUGGAAGACUCCAGUGUGGGGAGGGGGCAUGGGAGUGUGGGGAAGGAAAGAAUAGGACAUCUGGGGAAAACUUAAAGGGAUUACAUAUUGCCUAAAUUUUGAUGUGUCUUACUUGGAGCCUGAAAACUAUUGUGUACUUCUGAAAGUCUUUGUUUAGUUCAUUUUGCUGACAUGCUUCCUGUUGUGAUUACAUAACACUAAAAUAGCAUGAAUGUAUUUGGAAUGAUGUUAAGGGCUCUGUAAACCUUCAUACCUCUUCAGCUGUUUGUAAGCAUGAAGUUCAGCUUUUGAUGUGGUCAUAUAAAUCGCGUGCAGAUCUGGUGGAAGAAAAUGGAGAUGUCACUAGACAACCUUCGAUUUUUUAAAUUAUAAAUAUUUUAAAAUAGCAUUAAGCAAGACUGCUAAAAGCGCCUUCAGUUUUUGAAAUAAAACUUGAGGGAUUUUUUAAAAUGUGGUUUACAUAAGCCCUAUGAAAUGGCAAAACCAGAAGUGUCCCUUUUCUAAAUUUUAUAAGUAUUUCACUGAGGGUAGAAAAUGAAGUUUUAGGGAAGUAAUACUAUUGCUCUAUUUGAAUUGAGCCCCAGUAGUGACCAGAACUCAGGAUAAUGGCCUUUGUGAGCUAAAGAAUAGUGAUCUUGAACAAGCUCUUUCUGGAGAGACCUUUGUGGCACAUGGCAUCUUUGGUAGAAACAGUUCUUGUCUCUGUGCCAGCUUUGGUGGUCAUCAGUUUUGAAUAGUGCUUGAGAUCUGUAAGGAGGCUUAAUAGAGUUACAGUUCUUUGUACCUUAUUUUAACUCGUGGUGUGUGUGUGGUUGCUGGAAAAGUACCUUUUACAAGCAUGACCUUCAUUGUUAACUUGAAUAAAAGGGGAGAAGGUAGCAAUUAUAUACAUUACUAGAGUUACUCUUCAGUAUUACAGAUUUAACUUCAAAAACUGACAAUCUAAAUCCAC
Messenger RNA from Phascolarctos cinereus (koala), 2752 nucleotides. It is a transcript of the gene HMGCS1, whose product is annotated as 3-hydroxy-3-methylglutaryl-CoA synthase 1. Gene Ontology annotation, molecular function: hydroxymethylglutaryl-CoA synthase activity. The record is from RefSeq and is a predicted model, not a curated record. Gene Ontology annotation, biological process: acetyl-CoA metabolic process. Lineage: Eukaryota; Metazoa; Chordata; Mammalia; Diprotodontia; Phascolarctidae.